Molecule: messenger RNA, 3283 nt
Organism: Gorilla gorilla gorilla (western lowland gorilla)
Lineage: Eukaryota; Metazoa; Chordata; Mammalia; Primates; Hominidae
Gene: TPM2
Product: tropomyosin 2
Exons: 9
Coding region: 1278-2132 (284 amino acids)
Source: RefSeq, a predicted model, not a curated record
CACCCUCGCGCCCCGCGCCUCCGACUCCCAGACCCCACGACCCGGCUCCGGCGCUGGUUUGGCGGCCUGGGUCGGAGAAGGCACCUCGCCCCGGACCCCCUAUGCCCCGCAGCUCAGUGACUCUUCCCCUCGCCCUCCGCCUUCCCCGCCGCAGCCCGGCUCCGCCUCCCAAUGGGGAAACAUCCCAAAAAAGGGCAGAAAAGAAAUUUCAGCAUGAAGUUGGCCCACUGGGAAAGAGAGGAGCGUCCGCGGGGAGCGGGGGAGAAGAGGGAAGGCGCGCGGAGGGGAGUGGGGCCAGGCGGAGCCGGGGGCGGGGAGCGGAGGGGCUCGGGACGCGUCCGGGUGGGAGCGGGGGCGGGGAACGCGCGGUGACCAGCCCGGCCGCAGCCGCGUGGAAAAUAUGCGGGGCACGUGGGGGGCGGGGCGGGGAGCUGGGUCCUGAGCCGCCGGGUGCUCGCAGGAAGGGCCUGGCUCCAGGGGCAGGGGCUGGGAGGGGAGGCGAGGGGAUGAGAGGUCAGGCCGGUCCUGGGGGCAGCAAGCCCGGCCACACUUCCCACCGCGACCAGGGCUCUGGGCUCGCUUCCUGCUUCAGUUUCCCCAAGCUCCCGAUGAGACUCCGCUACUACCACCACGUCGAUAACGCAAACCUAGAGGGACUCAGGGUAAACUGAGGCACGCAAACUGCCGAGGAGCUCCUCCUCCCAAGAGACAUUUAAUCCGGGGGGAUUUGCAGGAAACUUCUAAAUUAAGGGUAGCGGCUGCUGCAGCUGAGGGGGGGCACGCCGGUCCCUGCGCCCGGGCAGCUGCCGUGAGCUCACGCCCCGAAAUAGCCCCAGGGGCCCCAGCCGCAGCUGCCACUGGGUCCGGCUGUCACUCAGAGGAAGCACGGAGCCCCCAGCCCAAGGGUCCCCUCCCCUUCGCAGCGCCGGGGUUUUUGCAGCCGACCGUCGGCCACAUUUUCCUCCGACGGCUGGCAGGGAAGAGGGGAAUGGGGGCGGGACCCCAAGGGAGGCGGUCCCCAGUGGGUGGGCGAAGGGGGCGGCCGCACCCCCCGGCCGGGCCGUGCUUCUGCCCCUACAAGGUUUGGGCCGAGGUGGGGGAGGGUCCUGGUUGCCGGCCCCGCCCGGUCCCUCCCCGCCUUUUAGGCGCCCGCGUGGCCGGGACGUCCCAGUCCCCCUCGGUCCUCCUCGCCUGCUACCGCUGCACCCAGUCCGCUCAGCCAGCGCAGUCCGUCCGGUCCUCACCGCCUGCCGGCCGGCCCACCCCCCACCGCAGCCAUGGACGCCAUCAAGAAGAAGAUGCAGAUGCUGAAGCUGGACAAGGAGAACGCCAUCGACCGCGCCGAGCAGGCCGAAGCCGACAAGAAGCAAGCUGAGGACCGCUGCAAGCAGCUGGAGGAGGAGCAGCAGGCCCUCCAGAAGAAGCUGAAGGGGACAGAGGAUGAGGUGGAAAAGUAUUCUGAAUCCGUGAAGGAGGCCCAGGAGAAACUGGAGCAGGCCGAGAAGAAGGCCACUGAUGCUGAGGCAGAUGUGGCCUCCCUGAACCGCCGCAUUCAGCUGGUUGAGGAGGAGCUGGACCGGGCCCAGGAGCGCCUGGCUACAGCCCUGCAGAAGCUGGAGGAGGCCGAGAAGGCGGCUGAUGAGAGCGAGAGAGGAAUGAAGGUCAUCGAAAACCGGGCCAUGAAGGAUGAGGAGAAGAUGGAACUGCAGGAGAUGCAGCUGAAGGAGGCCAAGCACAUCGCUGAGGAUUCAGACCGCAAAUAUGAAGAGGUGGCCAGGAAGCUGGUGAUCCUGGAAGGAGAGCUGGAGCGCUCGGAGGAGAGGGCUGAGGUGGCCGAGAGUAAAUGUGGGGACCUAGAGGAGGAGCUGAAAAUUGUUACCAACAACUUGAAAUCCCUGGAGGCCCAGGCGGACAAGUAUUCCACCAAAGAAGAUAAAUACGAAGAGGAGAUCAAACUGUUGGAGGAGAAGCUGAAGGAGGCUGAGACCCGAGCAGAGUUUGCCGAGAGGUCUGUGGCAAAGUUGGAGAAAACCAUCGAUGACCUAGAAGAUGAAGUCUAUGCCCAGAAGAUGAAGUACAAGGCCAUUAGCGAGGAACUGGACAACGCACUCAAUGACAUCACCUCCCUCUGAGCCCCACGCCAGCGCGGCCACCUCAGCUCUCUUCUCUCCUCUCCUUUCCAUUCUCUCUAUGGGGAGGGGAGCAGGCAGGAGGAGCAGAAAUUGCCAACAUUGCACAGCCAGGCUGGGAGCAGCCUAGGGAGAGCCCCCAUCAUGCCCACCACCCACUCUGGCACUGGCUUCAUCCUUUACCUAUCCCCUUCCACCCUCCUUUGCUGCUUAAUAAACUCUGAACUUGGUCUCUAUGCUGUUUUCCUGCCCUCCAGAGAGCACCUCUAUCACCACCACGGAGCACUGGUUCACUCCUGACACGCUGCCUCUUACUGACAUCCCCAGCCCCUGCACUGAGCCCACCCACAAAACACCAUGGCCCACGCUGAAGCCCCUCUGCACAGGCACUCCCUGGCUGUCGCUCUCUGACUCACCGCUGCAUGUGGGCACGUGUGGCCCCAUCAAACCAUGACCGCCUCUGGUGCCAAUCCCUGACCUCAGAGCACUUAGCUGGGGUUCCAGGAUCAAACAGAGUGACUGGAAAGGAAGUAGGGUGGUGAGGUGCAGGACAGGGGCAAGAAGGUUGCAAAAGGUCUGGAAUGGAGCUUGGAAAAAUGUUGGAUAUCAGCAACAUGGGGCUUUCACUGCAGCAGCAGGUCUGUUUUCUACCUCAAGUCUGUCUGUCUGGCCCUUCCUUUCCUGGCGCAGUCUUUGUCUUACCUUCUGUCUCCAACUUUCUUAAAACUUCUAAAGAAGAGGAUAAAGUAGUUUAUGACUCAGGCCUCCCCACCCCACCUCUAUGACCCCAAGGCCUUGAGUGAGGCAUCCACGUCCGUCCUGUUCCCCUCAUCCUAGUCAGUCCAUCUGUUUGUCUCUGCCAUGGGGCCCUGAGGUCCCUGAAUGCAUGUGUCUUCCUUGACCUACUCCAUGUCUAUAUGUCACCUUCCCCUGGCCCUGCCUCCCCACGUCUCCCCCUUGUGUCUCCCUUCUCCCUCACCUGCUGCUUCCCCUCACAGAGACCUUGGCCAGUGCCAAGGAGGAGAACGUCGAGAUUCACCAGACCUUGGACCAGACCCUGCUGGAACUCAACAACCUGUGAGGGCCAGCCCCACCCCCAGCCAGGCUAUGGUUGCCGCCCCAACCCAAUAAAACUGAUGUUACUAGCCUCUCAA